Acytostelium subglobosum LB1 is the source of this 954-nucleotide messenger RNA. RefSeq lists its product as hypothetical. The record is from RefSeq and is a predicted model, not a curated record. The coding region runs from base 1 to 954 and encodes 317 amino acids. Lineage: Eukaryota; Evosea; Eumycetozoa; Acytosteliales; Acytosteliaceae. The transcript has 4 exons.
AUGAUAUUAUACUUAAUACAUAAGACAUUGGUGUUUGUUGUGCCUAUUGUUGCACUACUAGUAGCAUCAGUAUUUGAUUAUUAUAUAGCAGCCAGACUCUCAAUACUACUUGUUACACAUCGUAUACUAUUGUUGGGUGCAACUGCACUAUUCCCUACACUUUGGGAUACAUUCUGGUUCGUCGUUGAACUACCUCUACUCAUUGCAUUACUAUCAUGCUAUUACUUGUUGCCUAGAUACUUGAUCGACAGCUAUCUUGUAUUGUUGGAUUGGACUGGACCAGCAUUGAUCAUCGUCGAGGCCAUUCAAUCAAUCAACUUCAUUGUGUUUGUCAACCGAGCUCUGAUGAACAAGACCAUGGACCCUUCGUAUGAUCUACCAAUCAAGGUACUCUCUGUGAUUGCAUCACUGGUAUCAUACUUGGUUGGCAUCUUUAUAUUCUAUCAACUGUUCACCAAUGAAUCAACACUCACCUUUGUCAAUGUUGGCUUCUUGUCAUCGACAAUAACAUUACUGGUCAUAUUAAUACCAUUCAUGGUCGUGGUCGAGGACUCUAUGUUGCUGGACAUUGCACUGAUCACAUUGUUUGUGGCACUUCAAUGCUUCUCCAAUCUAUUUGGAAGUGUUGCCACAUCAUCAGGCUAUCAAUACAUUCUAAAGAUCAUGUCCAUUUGUUCAUCUACCAUCAUACUAGUGUCCCUUCCAAUGAUCUAUGGACGUUCCUCAUCAUUCUCACAGAGCACUGCAUUUGGUGACUUGGAUGAAUCAGACUACAAGGAGAGCAUAUACCAAUUGGUACAGAUGGUGAUCAUCAUUGCUCUGACCUACUUGCCAUUGACAUACUUUGGACAUAUUUCAACCGUUUCCAAACUGUUACAGUAUAGUCAGAUUGUGAUACAGAUAUCACUUUAUGUAAUCACAUGCAUAAAUAACACAAAGGAGCAUAUCAACUAA